AUGCCUUUCUCGGCCGACGACUUCAAGAUGGCCAGGGGAUCUCGCCUCAUCCCCCUUGGUGUCCUCUUCCUCUUCAUGCUCUCUCUGCUAUGGUACACAAAGUCGGGUGACGGAUUAUCCUACCUCAAGGGCCAUGGAUACGACUACAAUACAAAUCCGGCCGCCAAUUUCAAAUUAACAAAAGACAGCGUCAAAGACGUUCACAAUUCCACCCUUGGCUUCCAGAAAGUCUUCGUCCUGAACCUCGCCGAACGACCGGACAAGCUCGAUGCUUUUGCCCUCGCCUCCACCCUGACAGGCUUCACUGCGGAGAUAAUAGAAGGUGUAAGAGGGGAAGAGGUGGUGAAUAAGGCGCUUCCGUCACUGGAGGGCCUGCCUGAGAAGGAAGAGUCUAAGAAUAAUGUUGUUGGGUGCUGGCGUGCGCACUUGAAUUUUGCGCAAAAGGUCGUCAUGGAAGGACUCACCUCGGCCAUCAUUCUCGAGGAUGACGCGGAUUGGGACACCAGACUCAAGGAUCAACUAGCAAUCUUUGCUCAAGGCAGCCAAUUCGUCACAGCUGUCCCUCCAAACCACAAACCUCACUCUCCAUACGGCGAUGAUUGGGACCUCUUAUGGCUCGGUCACUGCUCGAAUCAAAUCAAACCAGACGACGAGAGACGAUUCGUCAUCGAGAACGAUGAUACGGUGCCAAUCACAAAGCAUCGGGUGAACUUCGCUGGGGUCCCCGACAUGGUUGCCGAAGGAUACGACAACAAUACCCGAAUAAUUUAUGAGGCGAACAACGGAGUGUGCCUCUACGGCUACGCACUCUCAUUUCGCGGCGCUCGAAAGCUUCUACGAGGGCAAGCCCAACGCAAAACCUUCCUGCCAAUCGAUAUCGGCAUUGGCUACAUGUGCAGAGACGACCCAAACUUCAAAUGCAUCGGAGUGUUCCCGCAGCUUAUUGACAGUCACAAGGGGGCUGGCAGGCUGAGCCGAGACAGCGACAUUGGAUCGUUCAGCGCACAAAGCAUUCGGCAAAAAGGCUACACUUUCAACAUUGUACAUAGCACUCGCUUGAACAUAGACCACCUUCUGGCGGGUGAGACGAACAAGAUUGAGAGGCAAUGGCCGAACGAUCCGGAAGUGAAAGGCGAGCUGCGAGCGAAGCCUGUAGGGAGGGUAUUCGAUUAA
Molecule: messenger RNA, 1173 nt
Organism: Letharia columbiana
Lineage: Eukaryota; Fungi; Ascomycota; Lecanoromycetes; Lecanorales; Parmeliaceae
Exons: 4
Coding region: 1-1173 (390 amino acids)
Source: RefSeq, a predicted model, not a curated record